CACAUUAGCCAAGUUUCCAUACCCAUGCACCCCCCUCAUAUGAACAAACAAAAAAGUUGCUCUUAAACAAGUAACAACCCUUUUUUUAUCCUCUUCUUAUGUGUCCACCAUCCCUCAAGACCUAAGAACAUACCCUUAAAAUCAAACCUCCUAACAAAAAUGGCAUUAAGCAACAAUGUGAUAGGAGCCAUAAACUUCCUAGGCAUACUACUUGCAAUACCAAUAAUCGGCACCGGUAUAUGGCUAGCCAGUGAUCCAGAGAACUCAUGUAUCAAGAUCUUACAAUGGCCGGUUAUAAUCAUAGGUGCAUUGACGUUAAUAGUUGCACUAGCCGGGUUCGUAGGCGGGUUUUGGCGUAACGCUCCCUUGUUGAUAUUUUACCUUAUUGGUAUGCUUAUCAUGAUUAUUUUGUUAGCUUCUUUGGUUGUUUUUGUGUUCAUGGUUACCUCUAGAGGAGCAGGUCACCCGGCCCCUAGCCGGGCUUACUUGGAAUAUCGACUCGAUAGUUUUUCGGGCUUUCUUCGACGUAGGGUUCAUGGCCCGUUUAAAUGGGCCUUGAUUAAGAGUUGCUUGAGCUCAACUAGCUUUUGUCCUGAGUUGAACCAGACUUAUACUAUGGCUCAAGAUUUCUUCAAUGCUCCUCUUUCUCCUGUACAGUCAGGAUGUUGCAAGCCACCUACAGCAUGUGGGUACACUUUUAUAAACCCAACUUUUUGGAUAAGCCCAAUUGAUACAGCUGCUGAUAUGGACUGUUUGGCAUGGAAUAAUGACCAAAACCAGCUUUGUUACUCUUGUGAAUCUUGCAAAGCUGGUUUACUUGCUAGUCUUACUAGGCAAUGGAGAAAGGCUAAUAUCAUCUUAAUUAUCACGCUAGUCGCGCUAAUUUGUGUUUAUCUUAUUGGCUGUUGUGCUUUUAGGAAUGCUAAAACCGAGGAAAUUUUCCGAAAAUAUAAGCAAGGUUAUACAUAAUAAUUAGGAGUAAUUACUGUUAUUAUUGUAAUUCAAGUGAUCAUAACAUUUGCUUCAGUGUUUUUUUUUAAUCUUUGUAGUAAGUGUAAUGCACUUCUGGACAUAUUGUUGAGUUUAGCUACAAAAGUUGGAUGCACUUUUGUAGUAA
Messenger RNA from Beta vulgaris subsp. vulgaris (sugar beet), 1117 nucleotides. Its product is annotated as protein TORNADO 2. NCBI's taxonomy places the organism in Eukaryota, Viridiplantae, Streptophyta, Magnoliopsida, Caryophyllales, Amaranthaceae. Gene Ontology annotation, biological process: auxin-activated signaling pathway. Gene Ontology annotation, cellular component: plasmodesma; plasma membrane. The transcript is spliced from 2 exons. The record is from RefSeq and is a predicted model, not a curated record. Bases 160 to 969 code for a protein of 269 amino acids.